Messenger RNA from Didymosphaeria variabile, 339 nucleotides. RefSeq lists its product as uncharacterized. The record is from RefSeq and is a predicted model, not a curated record. NCBI's taxonomy places the organism in Eukaryota, Fungi, Ascomycota, Dothideomycetes, Pleosporales, Didymosphaeriaceae. The transcript has 2 exons. The coding region runs from base 1 to 339 and encodes 112 amino acids.
AUGAUCUCGCUGAUGCCUCCCGAAUCGGCCAAUUCAUCGCCAGGUGAGCCUUCGCCAGAGGGCCGUGGGCGUGAGCCGGACUUCACUGACAAGACAGGCGCGAACUACUGGUAUGGCGGCAGUCUGCCAAACGGCCUCUCCAACAGCCUCGACGCCGACCCUUCAAAUCCGCGGAUGCUGCGGCGAGCUUCAGAAGCCCCAACCUGUAAUCUCGGGAAGCCGAAGAACCUCGAGGGAGCCUGUCUUAUACGUAAACGGUCCCGCAAUACCUUGGAAACUUUGCAACGGGAAGCCGGCAUCGCACCCUUGCAAACGUGGCUGUCAGCCUCCGCGGAAUGA